AUGCAGUUCCAGAUAUUGUGCCCCCGGAACGCAUGGGCUGCGGCCUUCUACGGCUCAUGGGCCCUGACUGCUUCAGCCGCGUCAACAGGUCAAAGCGAUAUAUUGAAUCAUGUUAAUCCUUUGAUUGGAACAGCCAAUGGAGGCCAUGUGUUUCCUGGGGCGACUCUGCCUUUCGGAAUGGUGAAAGCAGUCGCCGACACCAUUGGCGAAAAUCAGGCGGGCUUUGCAUUCGACACGCAAUAUGUCACUGGUUUCUCCCACAUGCACGACUCCGGCACUGGAGGUUCACCAUCACUGGGGAAUUUUCCCAUCUUUCCUCAGCCGUAUUGCCCAAAUGAUGACAUUAACCAAUGCAAAUGGCAACUCAACGAUCGAGCCGUGGCUUGGAAGAAGGAUUCAGUCAAAGCACGACCGGGCUACUUCAGUAUCUCAUUAGAAAAUGGUGUUCAGGCCGAGAUGACUACUACCAAUCGAUCUGCGCUCUAUCGAUUCACCUUCGACGGUGCUUCAUCCCAAUCGUUAAGCCCAAUCAUCCUCGUGGAUCUGAUAGAUCUUCCACAAUCACGCACAAGCGGUACAGCCGACGUUGACCGUACUACUGGACGCCUCACUGGAAACGGCACAUUCAACCCCAGUUUUGGCAUCGGGUCCUAUGAUCUUCACUUCUGUAUCGAUUUCAAAGGUGCCGAGCUUCGCGAAACCGGGACUUGGACCAAGAAUCGGGCUGGCACAGCACCAAACACUGUUUCUAUGCUGGCAGAUGGUACCAAUACGCCUUCCUCACUAUCGGCCGGAACAUUUGCACGAUUUCACAGCCCAGCCAACAAUAGCAUUCUGGCCCGCGCGGGUGUCAGCUUCAUUAGCGUUCAUCAAGCAUGUGCCAAUGCUGAACGCGAGCAGCCAAACUUUGACUUUGAAGAGACCCGGUCCGCGGCCGAGGAUGCAUGGAGGGAGAAAUUGAAUGUGGUGACCGUGGAUGCGUCCGGAGUGUCUGACGACUUUCAGGAGAUUUUCUGGAGCGGUGCAUAUCGAUCUCUGAUCAGCCCUCAAGACUACACGGGAGAGAAUCCUCUUUGGGAUAGCGAUGAGCCCUACUAUGACAGCUAUUAUUGUAUCUGGGAUUCCUUCCGCAGUAUUCACCCAUUGUUGACGAUGGUGGACCCGUUGUCCCAAUCUCGCAUGCUGCGCAGUCUGAUUGAUAUCUACCGUCAUGAAGGCUAUCUUCCAGACUGCCGUAUGUCACUCUGCAAGGGCUUUACCCAGGGAGGCUCUAAUGCCGACGUCCUCAUGGCGGAUGCCUAUCUGAAAAAGGUCCAAGGCAUCGAUUGGGACACUGCUUACGAAGCCGUUGUGAAAGAUGCCGAAGUUGAGCCUGCAAACUGGAACGUCGAGGGUCGCGGUGGUCUACACAGUUGGAAGAGUCUCGGAUACAUCCCCACCGAUGACUUUGAUCCGUAUGGGGUGGGCACUCAUACUCGCAGCAUCUCGCGCACCGUUGAAUACGCUUAUGACGAUUUCUGCAUCGCCGAGAUGGCCAAGGGGCUGGGCAAGCAGGCAGACUAUGAGAAGUACACAAAUCGCUCGCGAAAUUGGGCGCAUAUGUUCAAAGCAGAUCAAACUUCCAGCCUGAACGGGUCCGACAUGACCUUUACUGGGUUCUUGCAACCGCGUUACAUGAACGGCACCUGGGGCUACCAAGAUCCUAUUUUCUGCAGCCCUCUGCUAAACUUCACCUCGUGUUACUUGAAUCCAGAUGGCCAUGAGACCUACGAAGGAAGCUCCUGGCUUUAUACAUUCUACGCCCCUCACGACAUGGGAGCACUCAUCCACGCGCUCGGUGGCGCAGAAAAGUUCACCUCCCGCCUGGAAUAUCUUCAUCAAUCCGGUCUCCUCUACGUCGGCGACGAACAGGCCUUCCUCACCGUCUUCCAGUUCCAUUAUGGGGGACGGCCCGCUCUCUCCGCCAAAUAUAGUCACUUCUACAUCCCCUCACAGUUCAACACCACAGUCGCCGGCAUCGCGGGGAAUGACGACAGCGGAGCCAUGGGAUCCUUUGUGAUGCUCAGCAUGAUGGGUCUUUGGCCCGUCCCCGGACAAGAUGUGUAUCUAAUUACGCCUCCUUAUUUCAAGGAGGUGAGUAUCACGAAUCCGCUUACGGGGAAGACGGCCACGAUUCGGAAUGAGAAUUUCGAUCCUAGCUACAAGGCUAUUUUCAUUCAGGAUGCUAGGCUGGAUGGGAAGAAGUGGACGAAUAAUUGGUUGACGCAUGCCUUUUUCAUCGAGGGGGGUGUGCUUGAGUUGACGUUGGGUUCGACGGAGAGUGGCUGGGGCACUCGCAAGGAAGAUCUGCCGCCGAGUCUGAGUCAUUACCAGUGA
Penicillium oxalicum is the source of this 2376-nucleotide messenger RNA. RefSeq names its product glycoside hydrolase family 92 protein. Gene Ontology annotation, cellular component: nucleus; cytosol. The record is from RefSeq and is a predicted model, not a curated record. Bases 1 to 2376 code for a protein of 791 amino acids. Gene Ontology annotation, biological process: glycoprotein catabolic process; protein quality control for misfolded or incompletely synthesized proteins; protein deglycosylation. The transcript is spliced from 6 exons. Lineage: Eukaryota; Fungi; Ascomycota; Eurotiomycetes; Eurotiales; Aspergillaceae. Gene Ontology annotation, molecular function: peptide-N4-(N-acetyl-beta-glucosaminyl)asparagine amidase activity; carbohydrate binding.